GUGAGAAAAGUCGUGUUUGGAAUUCAAAAGUGAAGAACUACGUAUCCAAGGUACCCUUCGAUGAAUCCAAACUUUGGACUCUAUGUCUAUGCAUCCAAGUGCUGAGAUCAACCCUGAUUAUUGGGUUUGAUCCAUUUCAAGUUGGCGCCAAGAGGCAGAAAUGAAGAAGCGGCGAGUAGCGGUGUUCUCAUUCGGCACACGCGGCGAUGUAUUGCCUGUGGCGGUGGUGGCAGACAGCUUAGCCAGGGCCGAUCGAAGCGCAAGCAUCACGUUUAUCACUCAUGAAGCGCACCGCGAUUUGGAAACUCGUUUGGCACGAUCUGGGGUUGCGUUUGUGGGAGUAUCGGCUCCGCCGGUGCUUCCCGGACGCACCGCAGCUUCUUCGGAGGCAGAAAUUGGCCACUCGUCGGGUGCUUCGGAGGAUGACGAUAGACAGCUGAGAGAAGCUCUGGAGAUGGAACUUCGAGAAGAAUGUCUUACGGCAAUGGAUUCUGUCAUGGGAGCAGCGGAUGACGCUGAGGGCAACGCUGUGAUUUUCAAUUUUUUUGCUCUUGAAGGAUGGCACUUGGCGGAGCUCUACCGAGUGCCGUGCACGGUCCUGGCUCCCUACGUGGUGCCAUACAGCGCUCCCUCCUCGUUUGAAAGACGUUUUCGCGCGGCGCACCCCUUGUUGUACAGAAGACUCCAGGAGGCUGCGCCAGGAGAAGUGGGGUGGAAAGAGGUAAUGCAUUGGAUGUGGCCCCUGUUUACGGAUCGCUGGGCAGAGUGGCGAUUGCACCGGCUCCAUCUUAGCGCUUGCCCGCUUACAGAUCCUGUCACAGACCUCCCGCUUGUAUACGAGUGGCCGCAGGCGCCUCACCUCUUGUAUGGCUUCAGUGUUUGUGAAUCCAGUUCACAGGUGGUGGAAUGCCCUGCGUAUUGGCCAAGUAGCAUUAGCGUAUGCGGAUUUUGGUUUACCCCACUGGAGUGGGACGUAGCGCCUGAGGUCAAUCCCGGAUUGUCGGUAGUUCAAGCCAAGCCGAAGAGCCUCAAAGGACCUGCAAGCUUUAGGGGAGCACCCUUGGACCUUGUAGUUAGGCAGUCGUGUUUGGUGACUGAAACAUUACAACAUGGUAAGCAAUCUAUACAGGCUGUAAAGAAGACGACCCUUUCUACUCAUAAUUUUCAAUUAGAAUGUAACCCAGAAGAAAAUCCUCAACUUGAGAUCUUUGCAGGCAGCACGAAGAAGCGGAGCUACAAACCACCUGUAAAGCUGGGUCACUUCCUUUCAGAGCACAAAUUUGAUGAAUCUGAAAACAAAGAUGAUCGGCCGAUAUUUUUAGGGUUUAGUUCAACAGGAAACAUGGGCUUCUUAGAACGACCAGGGUCUAUGUUAAAAGUUCUUAAAGCUGUUUUGGAGGCAACUGAUAGUUCAGCGAUUCUUUUCACUGCCGGUCAUCCGCCUCUUGAUCUCGAGGUCACCGAGUUAUGUGACGAGAACCUUUCAACUCAGUAUUUAGAAGCAGAGCAGAAGAGAAAUCUUUUGCAGGAGGGAUUGUGCUGCUUCAAUGGUCGCCUCUUCUGCUACUCAGGCUCUGUCCCUUAUCUGUGGCUACUUCCUCACUGCUCGGUAGCAAUUCAUCACGGUGGUAGCGGCACCACUGCAGCUUGCUUGAGAGCAGGCACCCCGCAGAUUAUCUGUCCAUUUGUGUUAGACCAAUUCUACUGGGCGGAGCGUAUGACAUGGCUUAGAGUUGCACCGCAGUCUUUAACACCUCAACUCCUUAUGCCUGACAUGUCCUCCUCUGAGAAUUUCCACGAUGCUGUGAAAGUGAUAUCAGCUGCAAUUAGGGAAGCCCGUAGCGUGGAGAUGAAGCUCUGCGCUUCUUCCUUGAGUGUGAAGCUUGAAGGCGAGGAUGGAACUAGUGUGGCUGUGAGCAUCUUGAGAACAUUACUGUGUAAAUAAUGUUGCAGGUCGCCACGCAAAACUCCACCAGGAGGUUGGAUCUUCCGUAGUUUUCGAAUGCGCAUCGGGCACCACAGUGACUGUAUCAGUCAUGUGGAUAUAAUCCGGGGAUCAAAAAUAAUUUAAGGGACAAUUCAGCUCAGACAUACAAUUA
Physcomitrium patens is the source of this 2099-nucleotide messenger RNA. The record is from RefSeq and is a predicted model, not a curated record. Lineage: Eukaryota; Viridiplantae; Streptophyta; Bryopsida; Funariales; Funariaceae.